Molecule: messenger RNA, 3879 nt
Organism: Danio aesculapii
Lineage: Eukaryota; Metazoa; Chordata; Actinopteri; Cypriniformes; Danionidae
Gene: maf1a
Product: MAF1 homolog, negative regulator of RNA polymerase III a
Exons: 7
Coding region: 604-1347 (247 amino acids)
Biological process (GO): negative regulation of transcription by RNA polymerase III
Cellular component (GO): nucleus
Molecular function (GO): RNA polymerase III core binding
Source: RefSeq, a predicted model, not a curated record
AGAAAACUGCGUACUGCGACCAAGAACUGCAAAACAAAACGCUCGUCCUCUGCUGUUGUCAUUCUUCCACUCAAAUAGACAAGAAUAAACCGAGGAUUGAGGCUUUUAUAAGCCUUGGAAUUCUCCUCAAGUUCUGAUUCAAUAGCUGGGAUGCAUAAUUUCCCUCUAAAUUUUAGCUUGUUUAAUGGCAGGUAUUGGAAAUUUCACAGUAAAAAGGAAGAGAUAUUUAUUAGACAUAGAAGUACAUUAAGCAACCGGCGAAGAUUAUUUACGCGGUCGUAAGAAUCUGCUUAUUUUAUUUACACUCGAAGAGGUGAAGUGAGCCGUUUGUAUUCGAAAUUUAGAUAUUUUUAAAGGUGCUUCAGUUGGCAUAUCGAGGUUGGAGGUUCUUCUGGUUUAACCCAGUAUUGGUUAGUUGUUAUUUAUUGAUCAUUUUCAGUUUGUGCUGUAAACUUUCUGAACGAACGCGCUAAAUAAACAUUGGUUUUGGUUUGGUGUAACGGCAGAAUAGCUGGUCGAUGAUUGUUUAUCAAAGAAACUGACAUCUAGCGGCAGAAGGAGUCAUUGCAGUUUUAGCAGUAUUAAGAAUUAUUUGAAUAAACAAUGAAGCUCCUGGAAAGCUCAAGUUUUGAGGCCAUUAACAGUCUGCUCACAAUUGAAACUGGAGACUGUAAGAUAAUUGGGCGCAUUGAGAGCUACUCCUGUAAGAUGGCAGGUGAUGACAAGCAGAUGUUCAAGCAGUUUUGUCAGGAGGGGCAACCGCAUGUGUUGGAGGCUUUGUCUCCUCCACAGAGCUCUGGAAUCAGCCCUAACAAACUGAGUCAUAGUUUGGAUGAUGGGGAAGGUCCUCUCUCAGACAAGUGCAGCAGAAAGACGCUCUUUUACCUGAUCGCAACGCUUAAUGAAUCCUUCCGGCCGGACUACGACUUCAGUCGCACCAAAGGCCAUGAUUUCAGCAAAGAGCCCAGUGUUAAUUGGGUGUUUAAUGCAGUGAACAGCAGUUUGUCUGCAGCUGCAGGUGAAGCGUAUAGUCAUCUACAGCCUCAGUUAUGGGAAGCCCUGGACAAGGAGAUCAGCCUUGCUGAAUGUGACAUAUACAGUUACAAUCCAGACCUGGAUUCAGACCCAUAUGGGGAAGAAGGCAACCUGUGGUCCUUCAACUACUUCUUUUAUAACAAAAGACUGAAGAGGAUCGUGUUCUUCACGUGCCGAUCUGUCAGUCUCUUCAUGGCUCCACGUGACUCUGGUAUCGGCACUGAGCUGGAUCUGGAGUUGGAUGAGGGCAGCUAUGAAGAAGAGGAGGAGGGAAACAUGGAUGAAGAGAGGUACGGUGCUCUGUGUGCCUGAUGAAGCCCUCAUCUCUCACUGUCCUCUGAAGCCAGCAAACUCUUACCUGAGUUUUAAUGCCUGUCCUCCUACUCUGUUUCUUAUGCGAUCCUUUUUUUAAAACCUGACAAAUGUUGUAUUCAAGAGAUUUUCAAGUGCAUUCCAACAAACUUUCCUUUACUUACAUCCAAUACGUUUUUCCUUUGACAUUUGCCUGAAGCUUGAUAUGUUGUGAUGCUUUACUGUGUUUUUUUAUUUUAUUUUUAUUCUUUUUUCAGUUGUCUUUGAGUGUAUGUAUGCAGUUUAGGUUUUAUUUCAAAGCUUUUUUGAACCAUUUAUUUAUUCAUGCUCAUAUUUUUACUGGUUUUAUGGCCUCAUAAAGAUAACAACAGUAUUUCCACUAGGUGGCGUCUUUUAACAUUUAGUUUUCUCGCAUUGCUGUUUACUCUACACCAGGGGUGGGCAAACUUGAUCCUGGAGGGCCAGUGUCCUGCUUAGUUUAGCUGCAACACUAAUUAAACACACCUGCACAUGCUAAUUUGUGUCUUCAAGAUCACUAGAAAUCUAUAAACAGGUGUGUGUGAUUAGAGUUGGCGCUAAACUGUGCAGGACACCGGCCCUCCAGGACUGAGUUUGCCCACUCCUGCUCUACACUGAUCUGUUUUUUAAACAUCGUUAUAGCAUUUUGAGAAUUUCAUUAAAUUAUAUGACGUCACAUUCACACAUUUUAUUUGCAUAUUCAUGUUUUUAAACCUACACCUUUCUACCUUUAUUAAAAUGAUAGUUCACUGUGGAGCCAGAUUAGUCUCAAAAAUAAUACAUUUAUAAAAUAUAAUUCAUAUAUCCACAACAUGAUUCACAUUUACAAAAUACAACUCCUAAGUUCAAAACACGAUUCAUGAAUACACAAAUCUAAUUCGUAAAUUCAAAACACCAUUUCUAAAUACACAAAUCAAAUUCAUAAAUUCAAAACAUAAUUUAACAGUACACAAAUCCAAUUCGUAAGUUCAAAACACCAUUUAUAAAUACACACAUCAAAUUCAUAACUUCAAAACACAAUUUAACAGUACACAAAUCCAAUCCGCAAAUUCAAAACAUGAUUCAUGAAUACACACAUCAAAUUCAUAACUUCAAAACACAAUUUAACAGUACACAAAUCCAGUUCGCAAAUUCAAAACACGAUUCAUAAAUGCCCAAAUCCAAUUCAUCUGGCAAAAAUAUUUAUGAUUUCGCAAACUGAAUUCACGAAUUGUUUGAUGUACUUAUGAACUGUUUUGAAUGUACAAAUUGGAUUUUGUAAAUGUAAAUUGUGCUGUGCAUGUAUGAAUUUUAUUUUGUGAAUGUAUUAUUUUUGAGACUGAUCUGGGUCCAUAGUUCACACACAAAUAUAAUAAUUUUCUUACUCUUAAGAGUUCCAAAUAUUCAUGUUUGUUUGAUUUCCUGUUGAAUACAAAAGAGAGUAUUUUUAGAGUUGGAAACCGGUAGCUAUACAAUGUAAAUAAUACAAUGGAAGUCAAUAGGUACCAGUUUUCCAGUAACAUUCUUCAAAAUAUCCUCUUUUGUGUUUAACGAGAAACAAACUAAAACUGGAUUGGAACAAGUAGACUAAAGAAUGACAGAAUUGUCGUUUAUGGGUGAGCUUUCCCAUUAAUGACAAAGUUAAUAGAUCAGUGUAUGUUUGAUUUUAGGCCUUAACACAUUUUCCUGCACCUUUCUUGCCUCAGGAAAAAAGAACUAUAUAAACAAAUCACAUCAGCAUAAACAUGAAGUAGUGGAUUUAUUGAGUCAUUGACUUAUGGAUCAAUUUCUCUUUAAGCUUCACCCGCAAAGCUAAUAAGAGUGUUCAAGGAAAACCUUGAUGGGUCUGUGUAGAUCAGUUUCCCUAAAGCUUUGUGUGGUCUAUAACCUGAAUUCUGCUUUUUUGAUAUGUUUGUGGUGAAUUAAUUGGCAAAUUUGACUCUUCAUAUUCUUUGCUGAUGUGUUUAUAGUCUAACGUGGUGACCGUGGAAAGAGAUUAGAUGUCUAUGAACUUUAAGAAUGAGUGUCGGUGACAGUUACUGAACUUUAUGACAUCCUGUUUGACAUUGUAUAGAUUGAUAUCGAAGAUGUUUGUCUGAGCUGUUGCUUAGUCAAUCUAUUGUGGCUUGAUUCACAUUUGCUCAAGACGGGCACUAGUUUUGUAUGGUCCGCUGUUAUGUAUUGGGGCAUUCUUGAAGAUUUCGCCGCAGUUGUUCUGAAGUCAAGUUUUAGGUUUGACUGUUGACUCAUCUAUGUUAAGAAUUUCAAUCUAUUCCAGAGUUGUGCCAGUAUAAGAACAAGAUCUAGGCUUGUUUUAAGAUCUAAGAGUGAGUUGGUGGGAUUAUUUAUGUUGGUAAUUGCAUAAGUUCAUCAAAAAAUGCAAGGACGAGCCCUAUUGGAUGCAGAUUUCUGUGUUAUUGAAACGUUGACAUUUUCUUCUUGGCAGCUUAACAUGUUUUUAUGACUUUGCUUUCGAAGAGCCUUUUCAUUAUUUCCAAAAUGCUGUGUCAAAUAAAUAUCUACUGAUCUAGUGUG